This is a messenger RNA of Metarhizium robertsii ARSEF 23, 2124 nucleotides long. RefSeq lists its product as uncharacterized. The transcript has 5 exons. The record is from RefSeq and is a predicted model, not a curated record. Lineage: Eukaryota; Fungi; Ascomycota; Sordariomycetes; Hypocreales; Clavicipitaceae. The coding region runs from base 1 to 2124 and encodes 707 amino acids.
AUGCCCGCUGUGUCUUCCGCCCAACUCAUGAGCCGAAUUGUCAGCGACGCUUUGGCGACAUCAAACUAUCUCUUUGCAAGAAGCGAUUCGAAUUCAGCUGAGCCUGGAAUAGAGGUUGUCUGUGCCUGGCCUGUAUCUGGCCAAUAUGGGCCAGGCUCUCGAAUCUUAUACUAUGUUCUCAUAGCCGCAUGUGUCCUUGCGCGCAAGUCAGAAUGGAUCAAAAACGCCUGUAUUGCAGCGGCUUUGCUGUUGCCAGCGGUGGCUGCCCUUCAUGGCGUUGCACUAGCAGCAUUCCACCGAGACGGUGCUGUUGAUAUGGACAUCUAUGGUGCUUUCCAACUUUGUGCCAUUGGCAUCUUGGCAGCCCCCGUUACCGUCAGGUUGUCAAGGACGUAUUUCUAUGACCCUGGUCGAAAUACCAUCUUUUUAUGGGCAGGACUCAUUCUAUCAGGCAAGUUUUGUCGACGAUUGCUAAGCUUGACCGUCGAGUUUUACAGAGCUAGGUCUAUUACCUGCUCUGGGGUAUACAAUGGAAUUCCCAUCCCAGCAAGCGCCGAAGACUUUCCCUAUGAUAAACAGCCUCAAUGUGGAAUGAAUUGUACCGACACGACUGGACCGCAAUCGCCAAUGCGGGGGGGUGCGGCAAACAACAAAUAUGUGAUCCCAGCCCCGGACAAGCUUACAUUUGGCACCGCAACACUCCUAAGUGCAGCAUGCUGUGUUCACGCUAUUCUGUGGUUGGCAUCCAUGAUGGAUAAGAUAUUGGAGAUUAAUUUCAAGUCGAGAUUCGGAUUCGGACCCAAUACCGAUUUGCGCCUCGAUGAGCCCAUUCAGGGCACCAAUGGAGCCACUGUGGGCAAGAUGAAAAGAGUUAAUGAGACUAUUCGAAUUUUCAUAAGCGUGGCAAUAGUCCCUAUUUUUGCAGGCGCUGGACUAGCGAUUCUGAUUAUUGGAGAAACAAACUUUUUCAGCCGUCAAGUGAGGUAUGAGAAUGAACCAAUGGCAAGCAUUGGUCAAUGGGGGCCAAUUGUUGGUACAGGGCUUGCCAUUGCCGGCUCGUUAUAUCUCCUCUUGGCAGCAGAUCUGGAAGAAGUCGGGAAUGGCAAUCAUUCUGUGGUGGAGAAGUGCCAGUGUAAAUGUUCCCAUCACCCGUUACCAGAAUUCGGGAUUCUUAGACCAACAAGCCAAGUUCCAAGUAGCAGAGACUCUGAAGGCAUGCGCAGGGCUGUGGAUCUUUCACCACCGCCACCCGUAAUAGAAUCUUUCUCGGGAAUACACCAUCCUUCGUCAACAACGUCCAGCUCUCUUCACGAGAUGGACACACGGGAAGGAGCACCUUCAAAACGAUACAGCUUUGCAACGAUAAAGCAUGCCGUUACUGGACAAACAACCACCGCUUCAACCACUGGGACUAUGGAAGCAGGGAGUCGCCAUAGGGUAGCAGAGUUUUUGACUUCUGUUGGUCAAACACUAGGCACAGCAACACAAGGCUCAUUUGACCUUUCAAAGUUCAGAGACGGCCCAGCUCUCGACUUUCCAGAAAUCCCAGGAGAAAGGGAAAGAAAUCGCGAUCUAAGCCGAGUAAAAGAAAUCUACAGCCAACGACUACAGCCUGAUGGCACUCCUGCGGUUUACGCAUCUCGCUCAAGAGCAAGCAGCUUCAAUGCAGAUGGACCGUCUGGCCACGCGCUUGAUGGCCUGCGUACGUCCCGCGAUGAAUCGCCACUACCACAUCUGUCGCGAUCGGCCUCACCAGUAGCCUCUGGACCUGGAGCUUUCCGACAGCGUGUAAGCACUCUACCAGUUAGCGAGCCCAGCUCACAUGAGCUGCAUGCUGUCGCUUCUUUACCAACUGCGUCCGGUGGAAACAGAGGCAGACAGAGGGCACGUAGAGACACUCUGGAAGUGCCCGCUCCAGUGCAUUUUAACCCCCAUCGACACACCUCGCUUACGGGAGAGGAAACGAUAAUGGGAACAUCUUCUUCCUCCCCUCAUCAUCCGUUACCCCUAUGCAAUACAUCCGCUAUCGCGAGCGGUGCAUUAUGCCCAGAGUCGGGCACGAGAACACCAGAUGCCGCAACACCAACCUCAUCAGCACCCCUGAACAAACAUGAUUCUUCAUAA